GGUAUGCGGCUCGUACGGUGAUGAAGUUUGGCCAUCCCUGCCACUGUUGCACAGAUGGAGAGGACAUGACGUAGCAGCACGACAACAUGCUGUCAGUGUGCACUGCUUUACGGCAGUUAGAAGCAUGGCGAACCUGGAGCAAGAGGAGCAGCAGAAACGGGAGAAAUCCUCCGUUCCUGUGAGUGACCUUGUACAGGCAACUGUAACUGCUUCGGAAUCGGUGGCAAAGGGUCCUUUGCCGUGUCUAAUCCCGUCCUUUGAUGAAGCUUGUAAUUUGGUUCGGGCACCAUACUCAUGCCUGGUGGUGGACACUCACAGAAGGCACGUUGCUCUGUCUCCAAUGUACCUGAAAAAGAAGAAGACAGGAAUCCAGGAGCAACUCGGGACAGAGCUGCUCAAAUAUUCAGAAAGUUUAAAAGGAGUUCCUGUUGCAUAUGAUAACAUAAGAAUACUGGGCCAAUACGGUGACAUUUAUGAUGAUCAAGGCUAUAUUCAUAUGAAUAUAGAAGCAGACUUUGUUAUCUUCCGACCCAAUAAAGGACAAAAGCUUGUGGGAAUUGUUAACAAAGUAGCCCCCUCUCACAUAGGAUGUCUGGUGCAUGGAUGCUUCAAUGCUUCUCUUCCAAAACCACAUAAGAUGUUCAAUGAUGCCUGUCACGACUCUGGACUGAAGGUUGGAGACAGGCUGGAGUUUGAGGUGUACCAGUUAGACGCUGAUGUAGCUGGUGUUCUUCUUAUUAGAGGAAAACUAGAUGAAAACAGUGUCCUAGGAAAACUUGUAACACAGCAAGAAGAAUGCACUGUAGAUCAGGACAAUGUGAAUGGGGAACCUGAUGCCAUCGAGGAAACGCCAAGCAAAAAGAAGAAAAAGAAAAAAGAGAAGAAAAGGGCUAAAGAGGACUUGGAGUCUUCAGUGUGUACCAAUGAAAUUUGUGCAGACAGCACGGUGAACAGGGAGGUGGGGGCAAUGCCAGAAGGCAGCAGUGUGAAUGGAGACAGCAGUGUGAAUGGAGGCAUCUUGGAUAUGCCUAAAAAGAAGAAAAAGAAAAAGCUGGACAAAGAACCAGAGCUAGCCUCGCAGACUGAAUGUCAUGCUAGUGACUCUAGUGGUUCCCGGAGUCACAGUAAACGUGAUAAGAAAAGGAAACUGUCUGAUGGAGGAGACUUAAUUGAACCUAUUCUAGCACCUAGAGCCAAAAAGAAAAGGAAAGAGUGAAGGGUUUUGCUAUUCUGAUGAUAAAAUUGUAUUCUAUUUUUCUUAUCUAAUGUAGGAGGGCUUAUUACAUUUUCUGGCUAAAAAUAAAACAAUUUUUGGAAUGUAAUUGUGGUACCUGCAGUUUUAUUAAAAUAUUGAACUUAGUUUUGUAUGGAGUAACAGCAGCACACAUCCAUAAAGUAUGUUAACAGUUCUACUAAAAAUGAGAAAUGUUAGUUAGUGUCAGUAAUAAAUAUUGCCUCCUCAAAUGGUUAGUGGUAUGUAGAUUUGCCUCGGAAUAAUGUAUCCUGUAAUGUCACUGAAUCACCCCAAUUGUGUGCCGCAGAUCUAUCUGAUGUAUGUUUUAAGCCAGUUGCAUAUUGAAGGUCCACCCUUUCUAAUGAAAUACUCAGGAGAGUGUGGUGUAUAUAUAUUCACUACUGAUUCAUGGCACAUGAGAGUGAUAUGCAUGAAAAAUGAGAUGUCUGAAUUCUAGGGUCAGUUAAGGUUAAAGACUGUAAUCAAACAAAAUGUGAACAGAUGUUAUUGUAAACAGAUGUGUACAAACUAACUGAUUAAUCCCUGAAUAAAAGUGGACAGGUUUUAGUGA
Molecule: messenger RNA, 1805 nt
Organism: Acipenser ruthenus (sterlet)
Lineage: Eukaryota; Metazoa; Chordata; Actinopteri; Acipenseriformes; Acipenseridae
Gene: polr1f
Product: RNA polymerase I subunit F
Exons: 4
Coding region: 125-1216 (363 amino acids)
Biological process (GO): DNA-templated transcription; DNA-templated transcription initiation
Cellular component (GO): RNA polymerase I complex
Source: RefSeq, a predicted model, not a curated record